This is a messenger RNA of Bufo gargarizans (Asiatic toad), 881 nucleotides long. RefSeq names its product cytochrome c oxidase subunit 7A-related protein, mitochondrial (gene COX7A2L). The transcript has 3 exons. NCBI's taxonomy places the organism in Eukaryota, Metazoa, Chordata, Amphibia, Anura, Bufonidae. Gene Ontology annotation, biological process: mitochondrial respirasome assembly; mitochondrial electron transport, cytochrome c to oxygen; regulation of oxidative phosphorylation. Bases 83 to 424 code for a protein of 113 amino acids. The record is from RefSeq and is a predicted model, not a curated record.
UCAUCAAAGCGCGACGAUUCAGCUUGUGGGGUCCUUCCCGGCGGAAAAGAUCAGCGUCCGGAGACUGACUGAGGUCGCCAGCAUGUAUUAUAAGUUCAACGGCUUCACGCAGAAGCUGGUUGGAGCCGCAGCGGAGGAGGCGUACAACCCUCAGGGGCUGAGACCAUUCACUUACCCAGAGGCUCCUGCCCCCAUUUUCGCCACUCCAACAAAACUUUCCAGCGAAGCGGGUUCUGAGUACCUCGGUAAAAACAGAGUGCCAGAGCUACAAAAGCUCUUCCAGAAACCAGAUGGGAUCCCUGUCCACUUAAAGCGAGGAUUUCCUGAUAAACUGCUCUACAGAACCACUAUGGCACUGACAGUCGGGGGGGCCAUCUAUUGCCUCAUAGCAAUCUACAUUGCCUCACAACCGAAAAAGAACUAGUCGAAAUGGUUCCAGCAAACGUCUGAAUUCUGUCCAUAGAUCACGUUUUAUGCUUAUUUUAUGUAUGUUUGGUUCAAAAUCUACAGAUCUUGCUCCCUCUGCAAUACUACGACCGGUCCGCUUUUUCAAUCCAGGUUAACGAUGAGUCAAAAUGAUCCAGGCGGAUCUCGCCAUAGGGAGGCAUUCACAGCAGCAGCAUAGGGCGUCAUCUGUUCACAGCUGUAGAUCUGAUCAAUCAUUUUUCCUCCUCUAGAAGAAUGAGAUCCAGGCUUGUGACUCGCUGUCGCAGGCUCCGACAUCAAAUGGUUCUAUCAUGUCUUUUUACAUAAAGGCUGAUGCUGCACCUUCACAAGGGAAUAAGUCAUGUGUACGAUAAGCCACAAAUGGAGAGAGAUUAAAAAUAUUUAAUAAAAAGUGACCGCAAGUGACGGACAUUGUCUUGUUCCAGAGAUGUAAA